GUAAACAUCUACUAAACGGACAAAGUCGCAAUUUGAAGCUAGUUUUCAGUAGACUUCUUUCCUUUAUCUCUUUUUUUAAACAUCUUUUAUUAUUUAGUAAAUAAUUAGUUACCAUAGAUUUAGUACCUUUAUUUAGCUGGUAAUAAGUUAACUUUUACCAUCAAAUCUGUCUCUUAUUAUGUUAAAAAGAUUAUUUUCAUCUGUUAAUAUUGUUCAGAGGAAUAUAAUUAUACCAGUUCCGUGCGCAGGCGCAAAGUUCAAAAACUUAAUUGCUCUACGUCACAGAGGCCAGUGCGCGCCGGUCGAUAUUGAUAUCUAAAGCGAUAGCGAUAAGGGUUAGAGGAAUGCCUACCUAACGCGAACUUGUAAAGCCAUUCGUUUGACGGAUGCAGUCGGUGCUUGUACGUGGCGCGAGCUGCACGUCCGUCGCGUCAGCGCCUCAGUUUGUGUGACGUUGUGUUAUGGUAGUCUAGAGUUUUUCGAACCAAUUGUGAGACCAAGAUGAAUGAGUUGAGCAUCGCGGGCCCAGUGGACACUAAGCCCAUUCUGUCCGACAGGAAGGGCAGCCUGAAGGUGACCAUCACACCAGCGCAGCACAAAACCCUCACACACCUUCCGAAGAGGCCACCAGUGGAUUUGGCCUUCACUGACCUGACUUACAGGGUGCAGGAGGGAAGGAAGAGCAAUGUGAAGACCAUUCUCAAAUCGGUGUCCGGGCGGCUCCGGUCCGGCGAGCUGACGGCCAUUAUGGGCCCGUCCGGCGCCGGCAAGUCCACCCUGCUCAACAUCUUGACGGGAUACAAGACGUCAGGCAUGGAAGGCAGCAUCACAGUCAACGGUAUGGAGCGCAACCUGUCCAGCUUCCGGAAGCUGUCGUGCUACAUCAUGCAAGACAACCAACUCCACGGCAACCUGACUGUGGAGGAGGCGAUGUCGGUAGCCACAGCACUCAAACUGCCCACGGCUACCACUUGGGCAGACAAGCAGGAAGUGAUCCAAGAGAUCCUCGAAACUCUAGGCCUGUCGGAGCACCACAAGACCAUGACUUCCAACCUUUCCGGAGGGCAGAAGAAGCGUCUUUCCAUAGCCUUAGAGUUGGUGAACAAUCCUCCAAUCAUGUUCUUCGACGAACCUACUUCAGGCCUGGACAGUUCUUCCUGCUUCCAAUGUAUCUCCCUGCUGAAGACCCUGGCUAGAGGGGGACGGACUAUCAUCUGCACUAUUCAUCAGCCGUCGGCUCGUCUAUUUGAAAUGUUCGACCAUCUGUACACUUUGGCUGAUGGCCAGUGCGUUUACCAGGGCAGCACUGGAAGUCUGGUGGACUGGCUAGGCAGCCUAAGUCUCCAAUGUCCCGCGUACCACAACCCAGCAUCCUUCAUCAUCGAGGUAUCUUGCGGCGAAUACGGCGACAACACUGGCAAACUGGUGCGCGCUAUUGACAACGGGAAGAAUGACAUCAGGACCGGCCGCCCAUUCCCCGAGAGCAAAGUUCCCAACUACAACAACAAGCGCGAUAUGGAGAUGUCCCUAGCGGCCGAACGGAACAAGAAUGAUCUCUCGCAACUGCAGGACAAGUUCGCGGACGGCAACAAAGAUGCCAACGGAAACGGAAACCUGCACAACGGGAUAUUGCAGUUCGCCGCCAACGAAAUCGGCAAAGGGAAAGGGGAACCGCUAGUGGUUCAAAUGGAAGAGAAGCAGGACAACGUGGAAGUAGCUCUGCUGGGAGAGGAAGCCUCUCCUAGAAGAUACGCUACCUCUGAGUUCAAGCAGUUCUGGGUGGUGCUCAAGAGGACCCUACUGUUCAGUAGGAGAGAUUGGACCCUGAUGUACCUACGUCUGUUCGCCCACAUCCUGGUUGGGUUCCUGAUUGGUGCACUUUACUAUGAUAUUGGCGAUGACGGUUCCAAGGUGCUUUCUAACCUUGGCUUCCUGUUCUUCAACAUGCUGUUCCUUAUGUACACCUCUAUGACAAUCACUAUACUUAGCUUCCCGCUAGAGAUGCCGGUGUUGGUGAAGGAACACUUCAACCGCUGGUAUUCGUUACGUUCCUACUAUCUGGCCAUCACUGUCUCCGAUAUACCGUUCCAGGCGAUAUUCUGCGUGAUCUACGUAGUGAUCGUAUACCUGCUGACGUCACAACCUCCGGUUUGGUUCCGGUUCGCGAUGUUCCUGUCCUCGUGUCUGCUGAUAUCGUUCGUCGCUCAGAGUGUUGGUUUGGUCGUCGGCGCCGCUAUGAAUGUUCAGAACGGCGUGUUCCUCGCUCCCGUGAUGUCGGUGCCAUUCCUUCUAUUCAGCGGUUUCUUCGUGUCAUUCAACGCUAUACCAAAAUAUCUACGCUGGAUCACGUAUCUCUCGUAUAUUAGAUACGGGUUCGAAGGCACCGCACUCGCCACGUAUUCCUUCGACAGGCCCAAACUGCAGUGCCAUCAGACAUACUGCCACUUCAAGAAUCCGGAGACGACUCUGGAAGAAUUGGACAUGAUCGACGCAGACAUCGGGCUGGAUAUUGCGGCACUCUGUCUCAUAUUCGUGGUGCUUCGGGUCUCCGCCUUCCUGUUCCUGCGCUGGAAACUCAAAUCCACAAGAUAAGCCUUAAAUCUAUGAACAAUAAAGACUAAAUUCCCAAUACAGGUUAAGAAGCCGCUUGGAAUUUUCAGAAUGGAAGCUCGGUUUAAAUAUUUGUGAAGUUAUAGACUCAGAUAUUUGGUCUGGAACUCAGAUAUUGGAAGGAAAUGCGAUUUGAAAUGUCACAAAUAAAUUAUGAAUUUGUAACGCAACGCUUUAUUAUGAACAAUAUUAUAUUUUAUUUGUUUUUAAAAGUGACAUUCUGAAAGCUUCCAAGCGGCAUUUAGUUAGUUACCUAUAAAUUAAUUGUGAUAGUUGGUGUUAAAUGUUCGAAUAAAUAUACCUAUUUGCUAAGUUUUAUAUCCAAGUAGAUAAAUAAUUAUAUACAUUUUAAAUUAUGUAACUUAUAAGAAACAUUAAUAUUUAUUACGAAAACAAACACUACUAGAAUGGCACCUAAAAGUUGGUAGUCCUCAAUCUUAGCAUUAUUUUCAUAAAAAUAAGCAGUGUCUUUGUAAUGUCAAUGUUAUUUCAAUUAAUAAUCGAAGUAUUUUAUUUUAUCUUUCUUUACGAGUGGCAUUAGAUUUAUUUAUAUUGGAAAACUAUUUUAUCCCACAUUAAACAAAUGUUUAGGCACAUAAAGUCAAUAUCAUUGUUUAUAUUGAAGUAUAUGACUAUUUAUUUACUAAUGAUAAUUAUGAAUGUUUAUUAGUCACAAUGGGAUACAAAAAAAAUCAUUGCCUACUCCUCCUUUUUAAAUUAGUUACAAUAACUGAUACAAAAGAACGUGUUUGUAAAAUAACUGGUGCUCAUAUGCCUUACAAUCUAUUUAUCGAUUAUAUUAAUAACAUCUUUUAUAUUGAUGGUAAAUAAUACAAUUUAUUAUUGGUGUACAUUAUUCCUCCUACUGAUUAAUAUUCAAAAUGUAUUUUUUUCCUUUUAACAUCAAUUGAACAAAUUAUGUAGUGCUAAUAUUUGGUCUAAUUUUAUGACACAUGUAAGUCGCAAAUUCGUUAAAAACUAAAUAAGAAUUUAAUCCCAUUUAUAAUGUCAAUGGAAAAACAGUGGCCGGACUACGAUAUCGUGACGCGAUCUAAUUUACAAUUGUUAAAAUCUGACAACGCAAUAAGCAAACCUCCAAAAAAAUCAUACUCCUAUCAGUAGCAUUUGGAUCGCGACAAAUUUUCUAAUGAUAGAAGUCUCUUUGUACCGUGCCUCUAGAUCUGAUGAUUUUAAUAAAUACUGUCCCCGGUUAAGAGAAUUGAAUUUAUAGUAUAAAUAUAAAUAAGUAAAAAUUUGCUCAUUUUAACCACCAUCUUGCCUAUUGGCUUGCCUUUCAAAGAUGUCCAUUAUUUUUAAGUAUAUAAAAACCGUGCACGUCGUUACAGUCUAGUUAGACAGUAAUAUUUUUUUAAUUAAUCAAUUAAAAAGACUCACUAAUUCCCUAUGUUUUGAUUAGAAUAAAAAUGAACAGGGAUAAUGUUAAUUUUAUCUACUGUACUUAUGAAUUAUGUGGUCCAUUUAUACG
Chilo suppressalis (striped riceborer) is the source of this 4096-nucleotide messenger RNA. The record is from the annotation of a GenBank genome assembly. Lineage: Eukaryota; Metazoa; Arthropoda; Insecta; Lepidoptera; Crambidae.